This is a messenger RNA of Papilio machaon (common yellow swallowtail), 3442 nucleotides long. RefSeq names its product rho guanine nucleotide exchange factor 7 (gene RtGEF). Gene Ontology annotation, molecular function: protein binding; guanyl-nucleotide exchange factor activity. NCBI's taxonomy places the organism in Eukaryota, Metazoa, Arthropoda, Insecta, Lepidoptera, Papilionidae. Bases 115 to 3366 code for a protein of 1083 amino acids. The record is from RefSeq and is a predicted model, not a curated record. The transcript has 9 exons.
CUAUUAUGGUUAAAUACAUAUUUUCGAUAUUUUGUUACAUUUAUCGUAAAUUCCAAACAGUUUUCCCUAAUUCUCAAUAGUCGCGAUUCUGAAAAAUGGUAUUGGAGUACAAAAAUGAUGUCAACUGAAAACUGCUUGGUUAAAGCAAUCUAUUCCUUUAAAGGAAAAAACAAUGAUGAACUAUGUUUCAAAAAAGGUGACAUUAUCACAGUUACACAAAGAGAGGAAGGUGGCUGGUGGGAAGGCACACUUGGCGAAACAACAGGAUGGUUCCCCAGUAAUUAUGUUACCGAACAUAAAGACCCAUCAGGUUCACUAACAACAUCUCCUAUUAGAGCAGCAUCAGAAAUUCAAGCAUUUAGAAAUGUUGUCCUAAAAGAUAUCAUUGAUUCUGAAAAGGCACAUGUUGCUGAGAUGCAAGGCCUUGUCACUAAUUUUUUACAACCAUUAGAGAAUAGUGAAAUGCUAACAAAAGAUGAGUUCAAACAGCUGACAGGGAACAUAAAUGAAGUAUUGCAAACUCAUGAACAAUUUUUAGUUCUGCUUGAAGAGUGUGCAACAAAAACAGGACCAGACCAAAGGGUGGGUGGACUGUUUCUGCAAUGGGCUCCAAAGAUCAAAGCUGUUCACCAGACAUAUUGUGCGGGCCAUCCUAAAGCUGUGUGCAUCCUUGACAAAUAUAAGGAAGGUCUAAACACAUGGAUGGAGAAUGCUGGUGCGGUAUGUCCUGGAGUGUUGGUCUUAACAGCUGGCUUAUCUAAACCUUUCCGCCGCCUCGGAAAGUAUCCGGCCAUGCUACAAGAGCUAGCAAGGCAUGUUCAUGAAGCCCACCCAGAUAGAGGGGAUACACAUAGAGCAUCUGUAGUCUACAAAGAUAUUGCAAGUGGAUGUGCCGCUUUACGACGUCAAAAGGAGUUAGAGCUUCAAGUAGUGACCGGUGAGGUUCGUGGUUGGCCGGGUGGUGAGCUGACCGCACUGGGAGAUGUACUGCAUAUGGGAAGUGUUGCAGUAGGUCCGUCACAUCAGGACAGAUACCUUGUCCUCUUCCCAUCGGCUUUACUACUACUUUCAGUUAGCAAAAGAGUUUCGGCAUUUGUAUAUGAGGGUUGUCUUCCAUUGACUGGUAUUACGGUCUGUAAACUCGACGAUACUGAUACAAGAAAAAAUGCAUUUGAGAUAAGUGGUCCUAUGAUAGAUACUAUAGUAGCGGUGUGUCAGACCCGAGCCGAAGCCGACAACUGGGUCAGUUUGCUGCAGAAACACUCUAACACAAGCAGCCCCUCCCACGAACCUGGACAGCCGCAGUCUUUGCCUCAACUCACCCGAUCUCCUUCAGAAGGGGCAUUAUCUUGCAUCAAUACUAGUCGCCGCAGUCUCUAUCAUGUGACAUUGCCGCCGCCUAGCUAUCCCUCCGCAUCGCCGUACUAUUCCCUAACGAAAUACUUUGCACGUUUAGUUAAAAAAAAAGUUAUAACUAGACAAAUGUUGAGGAAAUUAUUGCAUGAAAGACCGUGGGCUAAGGCAUUUGAAUUGACAGGAUUACCUGUUAGGAGGAGACAUAAAAAUCAUAUUAGAUUGAGAAUCGAAGAUGAUGGCACUAUUGGCACAGAAACUGACUGCUCCGAUAGUGACAGAAAUUCAGACGAUAGUGAUAGGGAGGAGAGUGACACCACCGAAACGCAAUCAACUUCCAGUUGCACUGAUGCUGAAUUCAAUGACUCCUCGAAAAUAAUGCGUCAAAACGCCUUAGAAUCAUCUAGUCCCAGAACUAUUUCAUCUUCAUGUGGUAGCUGUGGAAGUAAUUUUGGUUAUGUACGGUACUUUGAUACGUCCACAGAUAUGCACCUAGAUGUUACACAGACAUUUGUAAAGGGUGACUGUACUAAAAAUAUAUUUUUACCGUUACCAUCGACCGGUUUACAAAUUCCUCCGGGAUUUGAAAAUGUUCCACAUUCAGAUUUACAACAUUCCCAUAGUAACGAAAAUUCUAGUUUCGACGUUAGGUCGUACAUGGCUUGUGAAGAUUUAGUUAAUAUGGAUCAGAAUAGACAAAUCGAAACUAUGACAAACAACGAGUCCGAUUUCAUUCCGACGAGACGUAGUUUUCCAAAUCGAAGCGUUAAGAAUGAAAAUGUCCAAAAGUUAUGGAAAUCUGCAGAAGAAAGAUAUUCCCGUGACAAUAUUGAUGACGGAAAUGCAAUGGCAACUUUACUUCAGGAAUUAGAACCACCGUCGCCUAAAAAUGAUCGCGUGAGUCCAGUCGGUUCGAUCAUUAUAGAUCCGCCACCUAUGUUUCGCAAUAACGAAGAGGACUUGAAAGUUUUAAGUGUAAAUCUGAAUACAAAUGUGCCUUUCAGAAAACACUCUUUAAACUCUGACAAAAAAAUUCGCCGAUCUGUAUCUAGGUCGAUGGUUGAAACUGAGAAUGUUAAGAAAACCGAUCCCCACAUGCAAAGAAUGAGUUCUCAGUCGGAAACACGUAAAGUUGUUAAGAAAUGUGAGUGCUGCAACAGAUCAUUAUGCCCCAGUCCACGAUCAUCCGAUUCGGGUGUUGCGGGUAGUUGCAAUUUGGCCUCCCCUGAAUUGAACAUGCCUGAAUAUACAAGCGCAGGUGGCACCAGUAAUGACUCCGAUAGUCAAAGCAAGACUAACGUACCCCAAAGCUUCCAUGCAAAUCAUCGAAAGCUAACUUUGUCAGAAAUAGAGGCCGCCGCUUUUGAAGAUCAAUGUAGAUGUACGUCGCCUUUCGGCUCCACGGCGCGUACCUCGUGUGUCACUAGUGUUACAUCUGAGACUAGUUUAGAUGUCGUGGAUUCCUCCAAUACAUUUGUCACGUCUACUUUUGCUGGUAAUCCCCCAGUAUCGACAUCUCAAAUUAAACGUACAUCUAUAAGAAGGAACAUCGAAAGAUACGUACCGGAAAUAAAAAUAAAACCAGAUGUACCGCCGAGGAUAUAUCGCAAGCCGAGCACCCACAUUGAAAUGCCAAAGAAUGUCCGGCAGCCCGUUCCUUGCCAGUGGAGUACGUUGAAUAUUACCGAACGUACGAAGCCCAGUUUGCAUUAUCAUAUGCGUAUAUACAGGGAGAAACCUGGAGAAAAUAAACAGCAAACAUCUAUGAGACCAUCUCGGGAAAAUAUAUUGCGCAAAUGUGAUGUUUUUAAUAAAGAAAAUCAAUCGAAAGACGACAACACACGGAAGACUAGAUCACGCAGCGAGGACCUGCUGAAGUCUCAGAAAGUGUUGAGCGAGGCUCAGACCGGCUUCGUCGUGUACCGUUCAGAUUUAUACGCCCAUUGGUGGAUGAAAGCCAAAUUACCCAUUACCGUGGUCACCGACUCAGAUGGCCAUGAGCGACAGCAGUAACGAGUUGGCGUCGGCUCUCAGCAGUCACAAAAGAUCACAUUCAUUCAACAAUCACCAAAGCUACACACAACAUAGU